AAGCGAGUGUGUGAAUGUAAAUGCUUCUUUCUUCUUUUUCUUCUUAUUCUGAUCGAGACAGACAGAGUUGACAGAACGCGAGAGAAACUAUGGUGAUCCGGAAGGUCGGGAAGUACGAGGUGGGCAGGACGAUUGGGGAAGGGACGUUCGCCAAGGUCAAGUUCGCCCAGAACACCGAAACUGGUGAGAGCGUUGCCAUGAAAGUGCUCGACCGCAGAACCAUCAUCAAGCACAAGAUGGUCGACCAGAUUAAGAGGGAGAUAUCCAUAAUGAAGCUUGUCAGACAUCCAUAUGUUGUCCGUCUACAUGAGGUUCUUGCCAGCCGUACAAAAAUAUACAUAAUAUUGGAGUUCAUUACAGGCGGUGAAUUGUUUGAUAAAAUAGUUCACCGAGGGCGAUUGAGUGAAACUGAGUCAAGAAGAUACUUUCAACAGCUUAUUGAUGGCGUGGAUUUUUGCCACAGCAAGGGAGUUUACCACCGAGAUUUAAAGCCUGAAAAUCUUCUGUUGGAUUCCCAAGGAAAUCUAAAAAUUUCAGAUUUUGGCCUUAGUGCAUUGCCUGCCCAAGGAGUUAGCCUCCUUCAUACCACCUGUGGAACUCCUAACUAUGUCGCACCUGAGGUACUCAGCCAUAAGGGUUAUGAUGGUGCUGUAGCAGAUGUCUGGUCCUGUGGUGUUAUUCUUUAUAUUUUGAUGGCAGGAUAUCUCCCAUUUGACGAUAUUGACCUCACAACACUGUAUAGUAAGAUAGAGAAAGCGGAGUUUUCAUGGCCAUCCUGGUUUUCAGUUGGGGCAAAAUCCUUGAUUCAUAGAAUUCUGGACCCAAAUCCUGAAACUCGCAUUUGCAUUGAAGAGAUAAGGAAUGAUGAAUGGUUUAGGAAGGGCUAUGCUCCUGUUGAAAUUGUUGAGUAUGAGGAUGUUAACCUGGAUGAUAUAUAUGCUGUUUUUGAUGAUCCUGAGGAGCAGCAGGUUAAUGAGAACUCUGGGAAGGAAGACAUGGGUCCUCUGAUUCUAAAUGCUUUUGACCUAAUCAUUCUCUCGCAAGGGCUGAACCUUUCAGCAUUGUUUGACCAUGGACAGGACUGUCUGACGCAUCAAACACGCUUUUUAUCACAAAAACCAGCAAAAGUUGUUCUGUCAAGUAUGGAAGUUGUUGCACAAUCAAUGGGGUUCAAAACUCAUAUCCGUAAUUAUAAGAUGAGGGUAGAAUGUCUUGCAAAGAAUAAGGCUUCACAUUUCUCCAUUAUUUUGGAAAUUUUUGAAGUUGCACCCUCAUUUCUCAUGGUGGACAUUUGUAAGGCAUCUGGAGAUUCAGUUGAAUUCCUCAAGUUCUACAAGAAUUUUUGUAGCAAGCUUGAGGAUGUUAUCUGGAAACCACCAAAUGAGACCAGCAAGUCAUGGUUAACCAGGUCAAUGAGGCGCUAGUUUUUUUUCCAUCAACCUCUAUAUGCCCCUCACAUGUGUAAUUAUAUAUUGCAUUGAACACGGUACCUAAUUUGAUGGUCAAUGCAAUGUUGUGACCCUGAGUUGCAGCUUCUGUGCAGUUUACCUUAAACGCAUGUUGGGUAUGCAACUCAUUUGUCAUAUUCUGCAUUGUAAGUGCUGCUUUGUGGUAGAAGGCAAUGGAUGGAACUCAUUAAGAUAGGAAAUUAAUUGAGUUCCUGGGUUGAAAUUUC
Telopea speciosissima is the source of this 1675-nucleotide messenger RNA. RefSeq names its product CBL-interacting serine/threonine-protein kinase 8-like. Gene Ontology annotation, biological process: signal transduction; protein phosphorylation. The record is from RefSeq and is a predicted model, not a curated record. Lineage: Eukaryota; Viridiplantae; Streptophyta; Magnoliopsida; Proteales; Proteaceae. Gene Ontology annotation, molecular function: protein kinase activity; ATP binding. The coding region runs from base 90 to 1424 and encodes 444 amino acids. The transcript has 14 exons.